This is a messenger RNA of Austrofundulus limnaeus, 410 nucleotides long. It is a transcript of the gene mrpl35, whose product is annotated as mitochondrial ribosomal protein L35. The record is from RefSeq and is a predicted model, not a curated record. Gene Ontology annotation, cellular component: ribosome; mitochondrion. Gene Ontology annotation, biological process: translation. Lineage: Eukaryota; Metazoa; Chordata; Actinopteri; Cyprinodontiformes; Rivulidae. Gene Ontology annotation, molecular function: structural constituent of ribosome.
UGUGUCAGCCAUCGUUCCCAGUCUGACCUGGCAGCCAUGCCGAAGUCUGGUUUACUUCGGUGUGAGAAAGGGAAAGAGGAAGUCUGUCCCAUCAGUGCCUGAAAGGUUCAUGCGGCUUCACUGCGGCCUUUGGAUCAGACGCAGGGCUGGAUACAGGAAAAAACUCUGGAAGAAGCACCCUGACAGAAUAAAUCGUCUGAGGCAGAUUGUCUUUUGCAACAAAACACAGUGUAAACUGUUGGAUAAAAUGACAUCUGCUUACUGGAGAAGGAGAAACUGGUAUGUUGAUGAUCCGUAUCUGAAGUACCACGAUCGGGUCAAUCUGAAAUUAUGAUGUGCUCAUUUGUGUAACAGCUUCUGCUCGAAUAAAGUACACAAUGUGCACAAAAUAAAAUCUUAUGAUAGAACAA